Messenger RNA from Epithele typhae, 1662 nucleotides. Its product is annotated as cytochrome P450. The record is from RefSeq and is a predicted model, not a curated record. Bases 1 to 1662 code for a protein of 553 amino acids. Gene Ontology annotation, molecular function: heme binding; oxidoreductase activity, acting on paired donors, with incorporation or reduction of molecular oxygen; monooxygenase activity. The transcript has 14 exons. NCBI's taxonomy places the organism in Eukaryota, Fungi, Basidiomycota, Agaricomycetes, Polyporales, Epitheliaceae.
AUGCCCGGAGCUGCUGUACUGGCGCUGCUUGUUCUCGGCGGAAGUUGGAUCCUGUGGAAGGUCAUACGCCCGUUCGUGUUCAAGAGCACGCUCGACCGCCUCCCGGGUCCGCCGAACCAGUCGUUCUUGUACGGCAACCUGAAGCAGGUCUACCAGAAGGAUGGGUGGGCCUUCCACAAGACCCUGGGCGAGUACGAUCGCGUGUGCGCGCUGCACGGCAAGUUCGGGGCAAGUGCUGGGCAGGCUUCCAAGAUGCUUUACGUGUUUGACCCGCUCGCGAUGCAUGCCAUAGCGGUAAAGGAGGCCUACGUCUACGAUGAAGCACAAUGGUUCUUGAGAGCGAAUAGCAUUGCAUUGGGACCUGGCUUGUUGGGCACCACAGGCGAGCAGCACCGGCGACAGCGCAAGAUGCUUGGUCCGGCGUUCAACAACGCCCACAUGCGGGACAUGAUGCCAACUUUUUAUGAAGUCAUCCACAAGCUGCGACAAGCCAUCGAGAACACUCUCGAUGCCCAGAAGAGCGACACGGUGGAGAUCAACAUGGUCAACUGGAUGGGCCGCGUCGCGCUCGAGCUCAUCGGCCAAUCCGGCCUCGGGCACUCCUUCGACCCGUUGCUUGAAGAUGGCGUUGACGACUACGGGACCGCGCUGAAGCAUUUUAUCCCCGCACUGUUCAGCUUCUCCGCCUUGAUCCAGUUCUGCCACUACAUGGAGGCCGCGAUCCCGGCCCCGUUCCGUCGCUGGGUCGCAGAGCGCGUGCCGAGCAAGAGGGCCCGGAAGCUGCGUGGGCUCAUCGACACGAUGCACGCGUGCUCGGUGAAGAUAUUCGAGGAGAAGAAGGCGGCGCUCGCACGGGGCGACGAGGACAUGAAGGAGAAGAUGUCGCACGGGAAGGACAUCAUGAGCAUCCUACUGCGCGCGAACAUGGACGCAGACUCGGUGGACAGGCUCACCGACGACGAGCUUAUUGGGCAGAUGUCCACGCUCAUUAUCGCAGGAAUGGACACGACCUCGAACGCGCUCUCGAUGACGCUUCACUUCCUUGCCCAACACCCAGAGGUGCAGCAGAAGCUCCGCGAAGAGCUCCUCGAGGCCCAGACGUCAAAUCACGGUGACGACAUCCCGUUCGACCAGCUGACCUCCCUGCCCUAUCUCGACGCCGUAUGCCGGGAAACCCUCAGGGUCCGCCCUCCCUCCCCGUUCCGGUUCAGAGAGACGCGCGAGGACGUCGUGCUCCCGCUCUCCGCGCCCGUGCGCGCGCGCGACGGCACGCUCCUCUCCGCGCUCCCGCUCCCGAAGGGCACCACCGUCUUUGUCGGCCUGCUCUCGACCAACACCCACAAGGCGCACUGGGGCGCGGACGCGGACGCGUGGCGGCCGGAGCGCUGGCUCGCACCGCUGCCCGCGCCGCUGCUCGACGCGAAGAUCCCGGGCGUGUACUCGAACGUGAUGACGUUCUGGGGAGGGGGACGGGCGUGCAUUGGUUUCAAGUUCUCACAGCUCGAGAUGAAGACCGUGCUAGCGGUGCUGGUCUCGCGCUUCACCUUUGAGCUGACGGAGAAGCCUAUUCAGUGGAACAUCGCCGGCGUGAUUUAUCCUACGGUGGGCACAGACACGUCCCCCGCGCUUCCGAUGAAGGUUGGCCUUGCGAAGAAGGCGUAA